AUGGCGAAGAUCACUACAAUUUCCAGCAGCGCAGAGUUUGCUGAUAUAUUGAAACAAUCGCGGGUUGUUGUCGUAGACUUCUUUGCCGAAUGGUGCGGGCCCUGCAAAGUAAUCGCGCCUCUGUACGAGCAAUGCGCUGAUUCCUUCUCGAAACCCGGCGCCGUGACUUUCCUCAAGGUCGACACUGAUAAGCAAAAGGACAUCGCUCGGGCUUACCAAAUAUCAUCUCUACCCACCUUUCUUCUCUUCCGUGAUGGAAAGGAGGUGAGCCGGGUUGCCGGCGCGGACCCCAAGAAGCUUCAAGAUAUGGUUACCAAGAUUGGGGACGCCGCUAGUGCCGCCGAAGGCAGUGGCUCUGGGGGCUCCUCAUCGUCAUCUGGAGCUUCUUGGCUGGGUGCUGGGCUCCCCAAGGGCUAUGGCGAUGUCACCAGCCAGAUUGAUCAUAAGGGCUGUGAGCUCCUGAACGCCGACGACGAUGCCGGCCCUGUUCGCGUUUUGUUUGAUUCCGCAAAGCCGAGUGCUUUGACUUCUUCCAGCUCAACCGCCGCUUCUGGUCAGAAGGACUGGAUCGAGAGUGGAGCUGAUGAUCAGCUGCUUCUUUUCCUUCCUUUCCAUGAGGCGGAUGAUACCCCGCCCACGCAAGCCAUCACACUCAGCGCCAACGACUGGAACAAGGACGGCACGGCAAAUAUUAGUCUACGCUUUGUGAAGUUCCAGAACAUCUCGAGUCUAGUCAUUUACGUCACCAAGGGGGAUGGUGACGGCGAGAAGGUGCGCCUUGACAGAGUUAGGCUAGUUGGGGAAUCCGGCGAAAAGAGGGAAAUGGGCAAGCUGGAAAAGAUGGGUGAUCUUCCUGGCGAGUAA
Molecule: messenger RNA, 864 nt
Organism: Parascedosporium putredinis
Lineage: Eukaryota; Fungi; Ascomycota; Sordariomycetes; Microascales; Microascaceae
Source: the annotation of a GenBank genome assembly